Molecule: messenger RNA, 3342 nt
Organism: Girardinichthys multiradiatus
Lineage: Eukaryota; Metazoa; Chordata; Actinopteri; Cyprinodontiformes; Goodeidae
Product: ankyrin repeat domain-containing protein 61-like
Exons: 3
Coding region: 1715-2305 (196 amino acids)
Molecular function (GO): protein binding
Source: RefSeq, a predicted model, not a curated record
AAACAACAGAAAACAAAAAUCUGUUAGGAUUAGUCUAACGUGCGUUGAGUUUAAGAGUAGAGAAAUCCAAAAUGGUUGCAUGUCACACAGCAUAGGGGCAAAACAUUUUAUUAUGCUGCUGUGUACAAAUGGCUUGGUGAGUUUGCACAUGUCCACAUGGAAGAUGCAUUUAUUUGAGAGAGAAAAAGUGACAGAUUUCAAUAUUAAAUAUUUAGUCUAGCCAUUGAAACAUGGUAAACGGAGAUUUUAAAAAUGAUGUAAUAGGAGUGAGAUUAUGUCACGUAUGAUUGUUGUGGACCUUUUGAAAUUACGAUCUGGCCAAGAAAAAAAAAAAACGGUACUUGAUUUAUUUUAGUUUUUUCUUUUAAACAAUAGUUAAUUACUGUACAUUUUUAAAGAUCUGCAUAUUUAAGAUUAACUCAUUUAAAACAUCAGUACAUAACCAUUUUAGCCCCCUGCCAAAUGUGUUGUCCUUACUUACAAUUCUUUUGUUUUAACCAAAAUACAGAAUCUAAGUAUCUUUUUAAAGUCUGGGUAGAGUCAUUUGAAAUGAAAUCCCUACUGUAAAUAUCAAAAUAUUGUAAAAAUAAGCCAUUUUCUUUUGAAGGUUCAUGUAGCUUUUGUUGCUUUAAACAAAUGUAGUUUAAGGCAAAAUAUUACUCUCAGAGUUACGAGAUGCCGAACUCUGGUACAGAGUAAUGCUAUUCUGCAUCUUUAACUGUUAUUGGGCACUGUUGGUCAGCUGGCUGAAGAAAAGGCUCCUAUGCUUUUCCAAUGCACAAAGGGAAGACAAAUUUGUCUGUUAGAAAUAUUGUAAAGUACAAUUAGCAAGUUAUAGAGUAAUAAACAGCUACAAUUACCUUGUUAUACUUAUGUUUGUCUAUGAAUAGUAGAACAAAAAAGGGAAAUUAUUGCUUUAGUCAGUGUUUAUAUUCAAGAUAACUAUAACUUAAUGUUAAAAAUAACGUUAUUAUAGCUGUAAAACCAUUAGUGACUGAAGUUUUUUUUCCAGCUGUAGAGCAAGCAUAGAGUAGUGAUACAUUAUUUUGCAACAAUAUGAUUAAUUGUUGCUUUUCUGAUUUAAAUAAAACCAAUUAGUUCAUGCUAUAUAUUUCUUGUUUUAGUAUGAUGCAUACCAUCAAACCAUCUAGUUUUUACUGAACGUUAUACACAGAACCAUGCCUAACCAUGACUGGCACAUGUGCUAAAAAAGAUAAGGAUAAAUGUUAAAGUCCCUGAAAAAAUAACAAAAUAAGCUACAUUUUAAAAUGGAGAAUCAUGGCCAGGCUCAGGAUGUUCUCAUCAUUAAAGCCAAUACAUGUGUAUUUCAGCGAGUUUUGAAGGUGGAUCCAGACACAGAGAGUGAGAGAGAGCGAGUGAGAGGGAGAGUGAGAAAGAGAGCGAGAGAGAGAGAGAUACAAACACAAACACUGAAGCAAGUCAGGGAGACUCCUCCUGUACCCAUAACAGGCCCCAAACGCAGCCAGGCGUUAUCAGAUAGGCGAGUACGACCCAACACGAUCAAAUUAGAUGUAAGAGACAAAGCUUUGAAGCAGAAGUACUUUCUAAAAACAUCAAACCAGGAAGAAGGAAGUUGCUGAUGAUCACUUCUAUAUUUACUCUUUAGUUUGUAUGAGAAACCAGAAUAACUACAUUCAAACCAUUGAACAUCUUAAAGAAGAAACUAUAAGCAGUGUGUUUACAAUACCCCAUCAUGUGUGAGGAGCAAAGCAAAGGCAAGGUUAACAAGAUUUACAGUAAUGGAUUUUACAGUGCGGUGAUGGAUGAAGAUAUAAGAGGAAUAGAAGGCAUGGUACAGAAGAAUGGGGCCAACUGUCAGAUUGAGAUACAAGAUGCUGCAUCUGGUGGACUGUUCUGGAAGUGCCAAGCCAUCGUUCCCCUUCAUCUGGCUGCUUCUUACAGAAGAGCACGCAGCAUGCAGAGUUUGCUGUCAGCAGGAGCUGAUGCUGAAAUCAAGGACCAGCUGGGUCGGACUUCGCUACACUUGGUCAUAAUUAACUGGCCGAUCAUCCCGACAACCGGGCCAAAACCUUACUCCGAGUUCUGGACCACGAUGACAAGCGCAGGCAGGAAGGGCGAAGCCUGUUUACGGCUCCUCUGUGAGCACGGUGUUAACGUCAACGCUCAGGUAAGGAGCUUUUACACAACAUUAAAUGUUAAAAAUACAAUCAAAUUUAUUCUAAAAUAUAAUUUUGUAAAUGCAGAUUAUUUUGUUAUUACUAGAUGGAUGAAAAAGCCAGCAGACGGCUCUUCAUGUAUCAGUGCGUUACAGAGCGCUGACUAGUUAUGGCGCUGAUGUUAACGCUGUGGACAGCAGUAGAAUGACACCUCUGCAUAUGGCAGCAGGGAUCCUCCAUAACAUUACAGCUAGUCUGAUCAGCCAGGGAGCUGAUGUCAACAUGGUCUGUAUUGCAACAUUGUUUAAAAUGUGGCAAAGACUUAAAGAAUGUCAUUUUCAUCUAUAUAGUAAACUUUUUUUUAAAGAGGAUGCAGCACUCUGGGAACACUCCCCUGCACAUCGCUGCAGUUGCAGUGAUGACAAAAACAACUAAAAUCCUGGAGGAAGACAUCAGCUGCAUCUCUGAGCUGCUGGAGCACGGAGCAAAGCCAAACAUCCUAAACAAGGCUGGGAUGUCACCAUUACACCAAGCAUGCAGCCUGGGGAAUGAGGAGCUGGUGGAUCUGCUGCUGAGAUAUGGAGGCAACGUCAAUAAGCGGAGCAAAGGAGGAGAGAGCUGUCUGUUCCUGUUCCUGGACCACAGGCCUAACAUGAGGAACAACUCUCUACUGAAGAAACUCCUCAGCCUGAGCUCCCCGCUCACAGUGUGCAACCAGAACGGCAGCUCGCCUUCAUCCCUGACUCAGCCAUGUUUCUUUAAACAGAGAGAGCAACUGUUCAACCUAACCCAGCAGCCAAAGACACUUCAGGAUAUUUGCAAAAGUAAUAUUUAUCUGAAACAUAUUAGAGGAGGAAAGGAGCAGCUCAGAAAAGCCCUUCCUGAACGCAUGUUUAACUUUGUCUUUAACCAAUGGGAGAUCCAAAACAUUUCCUUUGUGGCAGAGAAUGGAUUUGAUUUCCUCAAACAACAUAAUGUAUAGGAAGAGUUGGCUGACAUCCGUGUGUCAACCCACUGCUACAAGAUUUUAACUAUUCAAACUAGACAUAUCUUUUCACUUUCUGUCACAUUAAAACCACACACUUCCUCUUAUGUUAUUAGAAAUUUAUGCAGCUGACCAACACAAAGUUGUACAUAAUAGAAAAAUGGCAGAAAAAUAAAAUGUAUUUUUUUCAUAAAUUUUACAAAUAAAAUGUGAAAAGUG